CAACAUCGACCCUACGCCCAACUUUUCUCCCACACCAACCAAUACUCCUUUGCAUCGCUGAAGAGCUCGUUCAAGAGGAUCUCUUCGGUUUCGCAAUCAUGGGUAUCUCACGAGACAGCCGCCACAAGCGGUCCGCAACUGGUGCAAAGCGUGCAUACUACCGAAAGAAGAGAGCCUUUGAAAAGGGACGUCAACCAGCCAACACCCGUAUCGGAAACAAGCGAAUCCAUCUUGUGCGCACACGAGGCGGAAACACCAAAUACCGAGCGCUCCGUCUGGACAGCGGCAACUUCUCGUGGGGCAGUGAAGGAAUCGCGCGCAAAGUGCGUGUGAUCGUCGUGGCUUUCCAUCCCUCCAACAACGAACUCGUCCGAACCAACACCCUGACGCGGUCGGCCGUCGUGCAGAUCGAUGCUGCUCCCUUCCGAACCUGGUACGAGGCACACUACGGCGUGACCAUCGGCCGCAAGCGAGUCGGCCAGAAGGUCACCGAGCAGAAGGAAGAAGUCAAGGUCAGCAAGAGCGUUCAGUCCAAGCGUGAGGAGCGAUUGAAGAAGGUGGGCAAGAUCGACCCUGCCUUGGAGAGACAAUUCGAGGCCGGAAGACUGUAUGCCGUCGUCUCCUCGAGACCCGGCCAGAGCGGCCGUGUCGAUGGAUAUGUCUUGGAGGGUGAUGAGUUGGCCUUCUACCAGAGAGCCAUCCGGAAGUAGAUGACCUUGUGAUGAUGGUGGUGAGAAUGGUACAUUGGAAGGAUGUGCAAUGUGUGUGGCUGUGUGUACCUCGGUGUGGGUGUGGUCAUCCCUGCUGAUACUACUCGAUCAGGAGAUGCCACCAACAACGGGUGUGGUGUGGGGGAAGGAUUCAGUCGAAGACAUUGCCAGAAUCACCAGAGUUGGGAGACUGAUUCGGGUGAGCUCGACGGUGCUGGGCAGCCGGUGGACAUGCAUCGAUUUCGAAAAGCAUGCCCCAGGUUACAUCUCUCCGAUCGUGUCUUCCUGUAUCAUGAAACGCUUUCUUCUAGCACACCAGCAGCCUCGUCGAUUCAACGGGGUAGACGUCAUUUUCGAAGAGAGAAAAAAAGUGUCAAUGGCUAGAGAUGAAUGCUCAAUCGAAUCAAUUCAAUCAAUUAACUCGUCAA
Messenger RNA from Exophiala mesophila, 1138 nucleotides. RefSeq names its product 40S ribosomal protein S8-B. Lineage: Eukaryota; Fungi; Ascomycota; Eurotiomycetes; Chaetothyriales; Herpotrichiellaceae. Gene Ontology annotation, molecular function: structural constituent of ribosome. Gene Ontology annotation, cellular component: ribosome; cytosolic small ribosomal subunit. The record is from RefSeq and is a predicted model, not a curated record. The transcript has 3 exons. The coding region runs from base 99 to 710 and encodes 203 amino acids. Gene Ontology annotation, biological process: maturation of SSU-rRNA from tricistronic rRNA transcript (SSU-rRNA, 5.8S rRNA, LSU-rRNA); translation.